AUGGCUGCCCUGCUCCAUGUCUGUGCUCUGCUGCUGUUGGCCUGCCCCAUGGCUCAGGGCUCAGAGAACUGCUCAGCCUCUGGCGACCCCUGUCAGGAGGGUGUGGUCCUGCCCGUGUGGAACCCUCUGGAUCCUUCUGUCGGGGACAAAGUAGCUCGAGCCAUAGUUUACUUUGUGGCUCUGAUUUACAUGUUCCUCGGGAUGAGCAUCAUCGCAGACCGCUUCAUGUCCUCUAUAGAGGUGAUCACGUCUCAGGAGAAGGAGGUCACGAUAAAGAAACCAAACGGAGAAACCAGCACCGCCACCGUCAGGAUCUGGAACGAGACCGUCUCAAACUUGACCCUGAUGGCCCUGGGCUCCAGCGCACCUGAGAUACUGCUGUCUGUCAUCGAGGUGUGUGGGCAUAACUUCGAGGCGGGCUCUCUGGGGCCCAGCACCAUCGUGGGCAGCGCCGCCUUCAACAUGUUUGUGAUCAUCGCGCUGUGUGUGUACGUGGUCCCAGACGGCGAGACCCGCAAGAUCAAACACCUUCGCGUCUUCUUCGUCACCGCCGCCUGGAGCAUCUUCGCCUACAUCUGGCUCUACCUCAUCCUCAGCGUCUUCUCACCGGGAGAGGUGGAGGUGUGGGAGGCGGUCCUGACUUUCCUCUGGUUCCCGCUCUGUGUGGUCCAGGCCUGGGUAGCCGAUCGCCGCCUCCUCAUCUAUAAAUACAUGCGUAAGCGUUACCGUGUCGACAAGCACCGCGGCAUCAUCAUUGAGUCUGAGGGCGGAGACAUUCUGAGCUCUGGGGGCGGAGCUCUGGGCGGAUUCACCAAAACCGACCUUCUGGAGCUGGACGGUCACACUGCACUCAACUGCCACGGUACCGAUGGUCUCAUGGAGGAGGGCGGGGCCAAAGACGAGGAAGACGAGGCCCGACGAGACAUGGCCCGAAACCUGAAGGACCUGAAGCAGAGGCACCCGGACAAGGACAUGGAGCAGCUGAUCGAGAUGGCCAACUACCAGGUCCUGAUGCAGCAGCAGAAGAGUCGUGCUUUCUACAGGAUCCAGGCGACUCGUAUGAUGAUCGGAGCCGGGAACAUCCUGAAGAAACACGCAGCGGACCAGGCCCGCAAGGUGGUGAGCAGUCAGGAGACUCAGUUGGAGCAGGACGAGCCUCACGUUGUGCGUCUGGACUUUGAUCCCAGUUUGUACCAAUGUUUUGAGAAUUGUGGUUCUCUCAAACUGACGGUGACCAGGAGUGGAGGAGACCCAGGCGUCAGUGUGAAGGUCGAUUACCGCACUGAGGACGGCACAGCGAACGCUGGCUCAGAUUACGAGUUCGCUGAGGGGACACUGCUGUUCAAACCAGAGGAGACCGUCAAAGAGAUUACAGUGGGGGUAAUCGAUGACGACAUCUUUGAAGAAGACGAGUAUUUCUACGUGCACCUGAGUAACCCUCGUGUGAUUGGCUACCCUGAGAUAGGCUCCGCCCCCCUGGAUCCUGGAGCCACGCCCACCGCCAUUUUAGGAAUGAACCCCACGGCAACAGUGACCAUCUACGACGAUGACCACGCAGGUAUCUUCACGUUCGAGGGCCCCUCCCAGCGUGUCAGUGAGAGUGUGGGGGUGAUGCAGGUGAAGGUGCUGAGGACCUCAGGGGCCCGGGGCCUCGUUGCGGUCCCCUACAGGACUCUGGACGGGACUGCGAAAGGAGGAGAGGACUACGAGCUCGCAGUUGGGAAGCUGGAGUUCCACAACGAUGAGACCAUGAAGGUGAUCGAGGUGAAGAUCAUUGACGAUGAGGAGUAUGAGAAGAACAAGACGUUCACCAUCGAACUGGGAGAACCAGUGCUGCUGGAGAUCGGACAGAAACAUGGAGAUUCCAACGAGAACAAGCCCCCGGUGGGCGCAGAGGAGGAGGAGGUGGCAAAGAUGGGCUGCCCCAGUCUGGGGGAGCACAGCGCCAUGGAGGUGGUCAUUGAGGAGUCCUACGAGUUCAAGAGAGCUGUAGAUGAGCUGGUGCGGCGUUCCAAACAGAACACUGUGGAUAAACUUAUAAAGAAAACAAACCUGGCACUGGUCGUUGGCAGCAGCAGCUGGAGGGAGCAGUUUGUGAGUGCGGUGACGGUGAGCGCAGGAGACGACGAUGAGGAGGAGAGUGGGGAGGAGCGCCUGCCCUCUUGUUUCGAUUACAUCAUGCACUUCCUGACCGUGUUCUGGAAGGUUCUGUUCGCCUUCGUCCCGCCCACUGAGUACUGGAAUGGCUGGGCCUGCUUCCUGGUCUCCAUCUCCCUCAUCGGGGCCCUCACUGCAGUCACAGGGGACCUGGCCUCGCACUUUGGCUGCACCGUGGGCCUCAAGGACUCGGUCACCGCCGUGGUCUUCGUUGCCCUGGGGACAUCGGUACCAGAUACCUUUGCCAGUAAAGUGGCAGCGAUCCAGGACCAGUAUGCAGACGCCUCUAUCGGGAACGUGACUGGAUCGAACGCCGUGAACGUGUUCCUGGGGAUCGGCGUGGCAUGGACCAUCGCCGCCGUGGCGUGGCGUUCCCGAGGGCAGCCGUUCCGUGUGGACCCUGGGAACCUGGCGUUCUCUGUGACGCUGUUCACCGUGAUGGCGUGCGUGUGCGUGUGCAUGCUGCUGUACCGUCGCCGUGCCUCGGUGGCGGGCGGCGAGCUGGGCGGCCCGCGGACGUGUAAGGUCGUCACGGCAAUCGUGUUCGCGUCACUCUGGCUCAUCUACAUCCUGCUGGCCAGUCUGGAGGCCUACUGCCACCUCCCCUUUUAG
Molecule: messenger RNA, 2769 nt
Organism: Knipowitschia caucasica
Lineage: Eukaryota; Metazoa; Chordata; Actinopteri; Gobiiformes; Gobiidae
Source: the annotation of a GenBank genome assembly